UCACCCCAUCUACACCCUUGUCUCUGAAUUCUACUUGCACAUACUGCACUAUACAUUGUGCAGAAUUAUGGAGGCGCCUACUACAAUGAAGACACAUGAAUACUAACAAAGCACAAAUUGAACACUUGAAAAUUGGAUACAUAUUUGUUUUUAGGUGGUACGUAUCCAGAGGGUAGAUUUGGUUAGAUCAGUGACAUUGGAUUAUGCCAGCACUGCCAAAGUGCUCUGUCCAUCUGUAUCACCCUUCCCCAGUUGCUACGAGUAGUACUAUAACUGGUUUCCAACUGGCUAUGGGAAAAGGCGCCAAUAGUUCAUUACUGUUAAGUUUGUGACUAUAUCCCUAUCGCAAAUUCAAAACCACAGCAAAAACUCAAUUUGCUCCCUACUGCAAAAAUAAAUCCCUUUUUAAAAAUCAAGAAUGACAAACUUCCCUUAACGGUUGCCCCGUAAUUUGUGUGUGUAUUUUUGGGGCUGGGGUGAACAUAAUCAUUUAUAAAUUUGUCCCCCUGCUUCCUUUCUCGUCCUAUUGGUACAGUCAUUGUUUUGGAUGGGAACAUGGUAACGACAUAAAGGAAGGUGAUGGCUGACUAGCAGGUAUGAAUUACCUAGCACAUUGCUAUGGAGGCUGUGGCCUCCUGUUAAAGCUCUUGUUAUCUUAAGCAUGAGGGGCUAACAGAAGAAACUUAACCAUGAUUAGGUGAUUACUGGCUGGAACAAAAUAAUGAUUGGUUUAAUACUUUAAUCCUACUAAAUCUCUGAGAUUCAGUCCUGAAAGGUUUCCAAAACAAAGCAACAGGACAGUAAGGUUUUGUUGUUAACAUUCUUAUGUCUUGAUGGUAACUUUUGCCUGGCCUUUUCUUUGUAUAGGUACUUUAGAUUUCUGUGUUGUUCUUCUACUACUUGCUGUACAAUUCAGGUGGCACCAAUGCCGACCACCGCAGUAUUCUACUAGCUGCCUAACCUUGGUGAUUGUGAGUAUGGAUAGUCAUGUAACUUGUUUUAGACAAUCUAAGCAAAGUCACAGCUGCAUACCUUCGUUUUUUUUACAAACAGAAUAGACUUUUAUUCCAACCAGAACAUCCUUUCUUUACUUAAGGUCGUAUGUUUACGGCUAGAACUCAAGCCAUUCAAAACCACUGACCAUAUUGUUGUCCAAAGACGAUAUCACAUUGCGGCCACUCCCACUAGCGUUGGGGAGCAAGAACCACCAAUCCAGAUCUGAUUAUACAGAUAAAUGCGCGAUCCUAAUUAUAUCAACACUACACCGUUAAGAGAAAGAUCGUAAGAAAAUACGCAUUGAAAGAAAGUAAUGUCAAGUUGCUCUCUGAUACAAUAUGCACACCUCUAGAUUUCUUGACCCAUGCGACCUGCCCUGACAACGGGGGUGGGUGGGACAGGUGGGUGACAGGAUAGUGUUACAAUGGAAAACAUGGCACCCUGUAGUUAAACAUGGCGUCCUGUACUUUAACAUGAUUUAAGUACAUGUAAGAUAAAGUCCUCCAGUUUGACACACCAGACUGGUAGAAAAAUGGCAAAACUGAGAAUGCGCACCAAGUUUCGUACCACCAUGGAACUGUUUUCGGGCUUAUUCGUAGGCUUUUGGCUCAUGUUGAUGUUAAACACGCCACCAAGACAAACUACUCGGAACUGCAAUUUGCCCGACAAAUACAAUAUUUCGCAGGCUUUCCAUCAGAUACAGUUGGCAAAAUUUCAAGACAAGACACGCGUCUCGAUAAAAAAGCAACACCAAAACCAUCUCUACAUCGGCGUUUUGACAGCAAAAAAAUAUCUACAGUCGCGAGCAGUGGCAGUCUAUGAAACAUGGGGGAAACAAGUUCCGGGAAAAGUCGAAUUCUUCUCCGCCUACGACCCCAAACAUCGAACUCCCAGGGGAAUCCCAGUGGUCACCAAUAUUCCAGGGAUCGACGACACCUACCCGCCUCAGAAGAAGUCCUUCCUGAUGCUGAAGUACAUGCAUGACUUUUACAUUGACAAGUAUGAGUGGUUCAUCCGAGCAGAUGAUGAUGCUUACAUUCGCGUGGACAAGCUACAAAGAUUUUUACGUUUGGUCAACUCCAGUAAACCUCUCUACAUUGGGCAAUCUGGGUCCGGUAAGAAAAAUGAAAUCGGUAAGUUAGGCUUGGGUCCCAGUGAUAACUACUGCAUGGGAGGACCUGGCGUGAUCUUAAGCCGAGAGACACUGCGGCGAAUAGCCCCACACAUUUCACACUGCUUGAAGAACAUGUACUCCAAACACGAAGACGUGGAGAUCGGGAUAUGUAUCAAGAGAUUUGCGAACGUUUCCUGUACCCGCGCUUCUGACGCUGAGCGUAUAUUCUUCAGCGACUACAGGAAUUACAGAAAGGGUAGUGUGCAGCACCUGUAUCCUGGUUUAGUUCAACACAGCAUCACUCUACACCCAAACAAAGGUCCAAAAGAUCAGUACAAGUUCUACACAUACUUCUUAGCCCUCAGACUUGAGGCUUUACAGCAACGGACGCUCGAGCUUUUUCGUACCAUUGGUAAAAUGACCAAUGAGCUUCAUUCCUCCAAUGAGAUCAAAAGAUCACCGACGUCUCUGACCAAUUAUAAACCGAGAGACAUCAGAGGCGUCAUGGCAUGGGACUACUUUACACGCAGAAAGAUGCAAGGGUACUUAACUAGGGAAGCUAGCAGAAGACUCAUCGAUCUCUUGAGGACACGCAUUAAGGAUGCGUCGAUAACGGUGACGGACAUUGUUAAUAAAGCAUCACGCAAGGAGCGCCGUCGAGUCCAGGUCUACGACUUACGACAUGGAUAUUGGAAAGUCAGUCCACAACACGGACUGAGCUACGUCCUUCACUCAUCUCUUCUGAUUAAGGAAUUUCGCAACCGCCAUAGAAGAACGUUUAACGCCACGAGGAGGCAGGACUAUUUCCACCAGUCGCUUGGUCCCGCAGUGUUGAUGGAAAACACUGCGGGUAAAUCGUACAAUACGACCGCGUCUUCUCCCUCUGUCCCUCAACGUGACACUCCCACAGUCCACGUCAUCGUCCCAUUGGUCGGCCGUAUGGAAACCUUUAAAAGAUUCAUGCGCAACUACGAAAAAGUGUGUCUCCAAACGAACGAGAACGCCAAGCUAUUGGUUGUAUUAUUCAAACACGAAGACUCGUCGAAAGACGAAAGUCUACGCGUUCAUUUAUUGAUGAAGUCCUACCAAAUUAAGUACCCUAAAGCUUACCUGGAAGUACUUGAUGUGAAGGGUAGGUUUUCCCGCGGAGUUGGACUACAGCUGGGAGCCUCUCAUUUUCCCAGGAAUGCGCUUCUCUUCUUUUGUGACGUUGACCUGGUCUUCCCACAGGGAUUCCUACAACGCUGCCGCUCCAGAACCGUUGCCAAAAAACAGGUGUACUAUCCUGUGAUGUUCAGUCAGUACGAUCCUCAGUUCGCUCACGGUAGCCAAUCAAAUGCGAGAACAACACCUCCACAAACCAAUCAACCGAUUCUUAAGAACCAGUUUGAAUUCAACAAGGAGAAAACUAUGGACGAUUUUUACCAGUUUAGCAAAGAUUCUGGAUAUUGGAGACACUACAGCUACGGGAUGGUCUGUGUCUACAGGGAAGACUUCUUUCGUUCGGGAAAGUUUGAUACCGCCAUCAAAGGCUGGGGCUUGGAAGAUCUGGACCUGUGUGAUAAAUUCGCAGCUACUGGAAUGAACGUAUUUCGGGCGACUGACCCAGGAUUGGUACACGUCUACCAUCCCAUGCAUUGUGACCCUAGGCUUAGAACAAGACAAUACAACAUGUGCCUAGGGUCUAAGGCUAAUACAUACGGCAGUGCUGCUAAGCUAGGUGAAAGAUUGCUGGAAAUCAAGGACAAAAAUAGGACGCUACACUAAGACAACAAAACAACAGUUUUAAGGGUAAAAAAGAAGAAUAUCUACCCUAAAGCCAUGUCUUGUACGAUUUGAUACGCCCGUCACUUUUUACUUCACCCAAUGCCAUGGGAGUAAAGUUUUGUUUUUGCUCUGUAUG
Messenger RNA from Branchiostoma floridae (Florida lancelet), 4013 nucleotides. Its product is annotated as chondroitin sulfate synthase 3-like. Bases 1529 to 3877 code for a protein of 782 amino acids. Gene Ontology annotation, molecular function: glucuronosyl-N-acetylgalactosaminyl-proteoglycan 4-beta-N-acetylgalactosaminyltransferase activity. Lineage: Eukaryota; Metazoa; Chordata; Leptocardii; Amphioxiformes; Branchiostomatidae. The transcript has 3 exons. The record is from RefSeq and is a predicted model, not a curated record. Gene Ontology annotation, cellular component: Golgi cisterna membrane.